AUGGAUGCUUUCACAAAUCUACGAAAAGAUGGGAUCAAACCAAUAAUCAAAAUUUGUGGUAUUCAAACUGAGGAAGCAGCGAAAUGUGCAAUAAAUUCUGGUACAAAUCUAUUGGGAAUAAUUUGUGUUCCGAACCGUAAGAGAACCAUCAUGCCAGAUAUUGCUCGAAGCAUAUCUUCAUUCAUUCAUGAUCAAGAUGAAAAACAAUUACAAUAUUUGGUUGGUGUUUUCCGUAAUCAAAGUAAAGAAGAUGUUUCCAGGAUUGUGGAAGAUUAUGGUAUUGAUAUUGUUCAAUUACAUGGUGAUGAAGAUUGGGAAGAAUAUUAUGAGUUUUUACAAAAACCAAUUAUCAAACGUAUGAUUUUCCCAAGGGAUUGUGAUGAUGUCAUUCAGAUAUGUAAUAGUGAUAAUAAAUUAAGGAAAGUCUUACCAUUAUUUGAUUCUGAAGCUGGUGGGACUGGUGAUAUAUUAGAUUGGAAUGCAAUUUCUCAAUGGGCAAAAAAUGAAAUAGGGAAAGGAAAUAAAGUUGAAUAUAUUCUUACCGGUGGGUUAGUUCCAGAAAAUGUUCAAAAAGCGGUUAGUUUAUCUGGUGUGAUAGGAGCUGAUGUAAGUGGAGGUGUCGAAACUGAUGAAGUUAAAGAUAUGGAAAAGAUUAAGUCAUUUAUUGCAAAUGGGAAACAAUGA
This is a messenger RNA of Naumovozyma dairenensis CBS 421, 684 nucleotides long. RefSeq names its product phosphoribosylanthranilate isomerase TRP1 (gene TRP1). The record is from RefSeq and is a predicted model, not a curated record. Gene Ontology annotation, biological process: L-tryptophan biosynthetic process. Gene Ontology annotation, molecular function: phosphoribosylanthranilate isomerase activity. The transcript has a single exon. Bases 1 to 684 code for a protein of 227 amino acids. NCBI's taxonomy places the organism in Eukaryota, Fungi, Ascomycota, Saccharomycetes, Saccharomycetales, Saccharomycetaceae.